CAAAACUAUCGACACACAGGAAGACGGAUAUAAAACAAUAAUAAAAUAUAUCAACACACACAACCUCUUCUGCUACCCCUUGGCCGCUCUGAUUACUUCCCGUUGAAGCAUCUCUUUAGCCCUCCAUCUCUCUUUCUACACGCACACAAAUUACUCAUCUUCUCUCUCACUCUAAAUCUCUUUGUUCUUCGUCAUUUAAUUAUAAUUUAUUAAAUAUACCAAAAAAAUCUUAUAAUACAACAAAAAGACACAGAUAUCGUAUCGUGAUAGACUUGUUCUUACCCAAUCUUAAGUUAAUCUAAUUAUUAUUAUUAUUAUAAUUGUUGAUAUUAUUCUCACGUCAUCGAUUUCGUUUACGAUUGAUUCUGUUAUCUCAAAGUUUCAAUCUUUUUAUUAACUAGUGAUUUUAGUGGUUUCGUUAGUAAUUGUUUCAUCGUCUACUGUUUGAUUGUUGAUUCUGAUUGUGAUUUAGUUAGGGUUUUGUGGUGUGAAAUUGAGAUAAUUUGGUGUGUGGUGGAUUGGAUUUGUGUGGAAUUAGGGUUUGGUUUGAUCGUGUUGUGGUCUUUGUUGGUAAUUAGGGUUAUUGUGUGUGUGGGUUGGUGAAAGGUUGGGUCUUUUGAAGGAUUUUGGUGGCGAAUUGCAGUUUUAUCCAUAAGUCCCUCUCUGUGGAUUUGGUGAGUGUGGAUAAAAUGGCUUCUACGAGUGUCUCGGAAGGUGUUGUUCAGAGGGGGAAGUUGUUGGUUCACUUGGCGGAAAAUGGGCAUUCUUUCGAGCUUGGUUGCGAUGAAUACACGCUCGUUGAGGAGGUUCAGCGGUAUAUUGAAUCGGUUUCUGGGGUUCAUGUCAAUGAUCAGCUUUUGUUGUGUGCUGAUAUGAAGUUGGACUCGCAGAAGCAGCUUUCUGCGUAUGGGCUUCCGGCUGACGAUCGAGAAGUGUAUUUGUAUAACAGAGCUAGAAUGCGGAGUAGUUCACCGAGUCCUGCACCGGAACAAGUUGAAUUGGUUGAAACUCCUGACCCGCAAUCACCGACCUCUGCACGUAAUCCUCAUCCCUUGGAUGAUGCUUCUGACCCUGCUCUCAAGGCUUUGGCUUCAUACGAGAGACAGUUUAGAUACCAUUACCAAUGUGGUCAUGCUAUUUAUGCUCGUACUAUGCUGAAAUAUGAGAUUUGCGAAAGGUUUUUGAGGGAACAAAAGGUGCAAGUGAAGGCUUUAGAGAUUGCACGUGGUAAUCUAGAUCAUUACUAUAGGAUGAUAUUGCAGAAUUAUAAUGACUUUGUGAAGCUUAAUUAUAUACAACACCGGAGUCAUUCUAGUCUUCUAGUUAAUUUUGGAAGGGAUGUAGAGAAACUGAGGUCCUGCAAACUUAUCCCUCCUUUACAAACAGGGAACCGAAAGUGCUUGUUGGAUUUUGUGAAAGAAGAGAACUUGAGGAAGACGGUGGAAGAUUGUAGCAAUUCACAUAGGCAGUUCGAGACUAAGGUUUCUGAAUUUAAGCAGGAGUUUGGAGAGCUUAAACGCAGCACUGAGCACUUGUUCUCCAGCAACAGUAAAACUGUAGAUAUUAUUAAAAACGUUGAACUCACUGUCAAGGAAGGCCUAAAAUACAUUACAGAGCAGAAAAGUGUGAUGCAAACAUUAAGCAAAGAUGUCAGUACAGUGAAAAAACUUGUGGAUGACUGUCUAACGAGCCAAAUUUCGUCUUCUCUCCGUCCACAUGAUGCCGUUUCAGCACUAGGCCCUAUGUAUGAUGGCCAUGAUAAAAGUUACCUUCCCAGGAUGCAAACUUGUGAGCGAUCAAUCUCCAAUCUACUUGAUUUUUGUAGGAGCAAAAAGGAUGAAAUGAAUAUGUUUGUUCAGGGUUACAUGCAAAAGAUAGCAUAUAUUCAGUUCACAAUCAAAGAUGUACGCUUUAAGUUUUCUGUUUUCAACGAGGCAUUGAAGCGUCAGAGUGAUCAAUUUGAGCAUUUGAAGGUGGUUCGUGGCAUUGGGCCUGCAUAUAGAGCUUGCCUUGCAGAGAUAGUGAGACGAAAGGCUUCAAUGAAGCUCUACAUGGGCAUGGCGGGACAAUUGGCUGAACGACUUGCUACAAAGAGGGAAGCUGAAGUCAGGAGAAGAGAGGAGUUUCUAAAAGUACAUAGUUCUUAUAUACCCAGGGAUAUACUAGCAUCUAUGGGAUUAUAUGACACUCCUAAUCAAUGUGAUGUUAAUAUAGCUCCUUUUGAUACUAAUUUGUUAGAUAUUGACAUAUCCGAUAUAGAGCGUUAUGCUCCUGAAUACUUGGUUGGAAUGUCGUCCAAGAUUGAGAAGCAAGGAAGUAUGAAGAGUUCACUUUCUUUGUCUCAUGAUAGUUUUGCAUCUGAAGUUGAAGAGAGUUCCUUGGGUGCUACUGAUAAGCAUAGCUCCGAAGAUGUUCUUGAGGCUUCUGAGCUGGUAGAGAUUGCUGGAACUAGCAAGUUGGAAGUUGAGAAUGCAAAGCUAAAAGCUGAUCUUGCUUCUGCAAUAGCUGUAAUUUGUUCAUUUUGUUCUGAUGUCGAAUAUGAAUCGCUUGACGACAGCAAAGUGGAAAAUUUAUUAAAAGAUGCUGCAGAGAAGACUGCUGAAGCUUUGCAUUUGAAGGACGAAUAUGGAAAACAUUUAAUUUCUAUGUUAAAGAAUAAGCAAAUGCAGUGCGAGUCAUAUGAAAAACGCAUACAAGAACUCGAACAGAGAUUGUCAGAUCAGUAUGUGCAGGAGCAGAAGUUUUCAGUUGAUAAAAAUGCAUCUAUCUUUAUUCCUUUGAUUAACAAGGCUGAUAGUAAGUCAGAAGUCUUGGGUGAAGGAGAAGCUCUUAUGGCGUCAGUAGCCAUGGAUGAGGUUUCCUCUGCCACCAAUUCUGAACAUGUAAAAUCAGGAGUUCUGGACAAACAUGGAAGGCCUUGUGAAGGUUUGGAUGAGAAUAUGACAGAUUCGUCUGGAAUCCUAAAUCCUCAGUUAGAUUCAUCUAUGCUAGAGCCUAAUCAUGAGGAUCUGCAUCCCCACAAAGACUUUAAGGAACCAAUAUUGGCAGACAUUGGUAUGGGUCUAGCAGCUAGUUCCACAGCUGAUAGCAUAUCUCGGCCUCCAAAUACCUUAUUUUCUGAGACGGACAUUGAUCGGAAUUUGGAUUCCAAAAGAAGUGAUGAACUCAUUCUGGAAUUGCAACAUGUGAUCGAAGAGAAGUCCAAUAUAUUAAGUGAAAAGGAAACCAAAAUUGAUAAUCUGAUGGAGGAGAUUGUCAAUCUUGAAAGGGAGUUGGAAAUCAGCAGGAAGCUUUUAGAUGAAUCACAGAUGAACUGUGCGCACUUGGAGAAUUGUUUACAUGAAGCAAGAGAGGAAGCCCAAACCCAUCUUUGUGCAGCUGAGAGGAGGGCAUCAGAGUAUACUGCACUACGGGCCUCUGCUGUAAAAAUGCACAGUCUUUUUGAAAGACUUAAGACAUGUGUAUCUUCUGGAAGUGUUGCUGCUUUUGCUGAGUCAUUGCGUGCUUUAUCUCAAUCUUUGGCCAAUUCCGCCAGUGACAAGGAAGAUGAUAGCACUGCAGAGCUUCGGGGAUGCAUUCGCGUACUUGCUGAUAAAGUCGGUUCUUUGUCUAAGCACCGUGCAGAUCUACUUGACAGGUACUCGAAGGCUGAAGCUGCAAAUGAUCAGCUUACCAAGGAGUUGGAAGAGAAGAAAGAGCUGGUCAACACCCUGUACAUGAAGCAUCAAUCAGAGAAACAGGCAAACAAAGAGAAGAUAUCCUUUGGCCGGUUGGAAGUACGUGAGCUGGCUGCAUUCGUACUCAAUUCUGCUGGUCAUUACGAGGCCAUCAACCGGAACUGCCAUAAUUACUAUCUCUCUACUGAAUCCGUGGCUUUGUUCGUUGAUCAUCUUCCACAGCGUCCUAGCUAUAUAAUUGGACAGAUCGUGCAUAUUGAACGAUUAGUAGUCAGCCCAGUUGGAGCUGAGCAUAAUAAUAAAGACAUGGUCGACUUCCUGACAACUGACAUGGGAAGCAGUCGGAUGACUGCAGGAUCAGCUGCCAACCCAUAUGAUCUUCCUAUUGGCUGUGAAUAUUUUAUAGUAACCGUAGCAAUGUUACCUGACACCACCCUUCAUUCGCAGCCCACUUCCUGAUCUUGCGAAAGUUCUGAUAAUUGACAUGAUGGAAGAAACUAAGUGUACAUACAUAAAAAUGUUAAUCAAAGUUGCUACUGGUCUUUGUUGGCGGGAAUUAUUUAUUAAGUUGAUCUCUCUAUUGUACAGUUACUUACGAGCAGCUCGGUUUAGUCCCCUCUGUGUAUACGUAAAUUUCAUUUGUUCUAUCAAGUAUUCAAUAGGAUUAUCUGUAAAUAUCGUGAACUUUGAUCACUAUUGCUGUACAAGCUAUGGCUCCUUAAUUUGUCAGAAUUUGAAAGUAAACAGGAACCAGGACCGCCGUGACUCGGUGGUUUUAAGUCCAAA
Molecule: messenger RNA, 4463 nt
Organism: Daucus carota subsp. sativus
Lineage: Eukaryota; Viridiplantae; Streptophyta; Magnoliopsida; Apiales; Apiaceae
Product: autophagy-related protein 11
Exons: 5
Coding region: 690-4136 (1148 amino acids)
Biological process (GO): autophagy of peroxisome; autophagosome assembly; reticulophagy
Cellular component (GO): phagophore assembly site membrane; Atg1/ULK1 kinase complex
Molecular function (GO): molecular adaptor activity; protein kinase binding
Source: RefSeq, a predicted model, not a curated record